UUCCACUUUUUCUAUUUAUUAUUUUCUCCAUUUCCCAUUUCUCUUUCCAUAAAUAAAAACCGCUCCUCACUCCGUUUUUCCAUUUUCCAUAACAGUUCUUCUGUCGUUUCCGCGUCUCACAAAGCGUGUCAUGGGUGCUACUGCCACCGGCGAAGUUUUCCGGCGAGUGUUGGAGGAUUCCGAUGAGCUGCACGUGCUGGCUGUUGAUGACAGCCUUGUUGAUCGUAAGGUCAUUGAGCGUUUGCUGAAGAUUUCUUCUUGCAAAGUGACGGUGGUGGAUAGUGGAACACGUGCUCUUCAGUAUUUGGGGUUGGAUGGAGAAGAGAACAGUUCUAUUGGGUUUGAUGGUGUGAAGGUUAAUCUCAUAAUGACGGAUUAUUCCAUGCCUGGGAUGACAGGGUAUGAAUUGCUCAAGAAAAUCAAGCAGGAGUCUUCUGCUUUUAGAGAGAUUCCAGUGGUGGUCAUGUCAUCAGAGAAUAUCUUGACUCGAAUUGAUAGGUGCUUGGAGGAAGGAGCAGAGGAUUUUCUGUUAAAGCCCGUCAAGUUAUCAGAUGUGAGACGCUUAAGAGAUUUCAUAAUGAGCGGUGAAGUGAAGAAAGGGGAGAAAAGAUCUCACAAAAGGAAUCGAUCUGAUGAUUGCAGUAGUUGCAGGCCAUCUCUAUCAAACACAUUCUCACCAAUGUCAAAUCCAUGUGAUCCAUCAUCAUCACUAGUCUCUCCACUAUCACCUUCCACUUUAUGCUCAAAGAAGUCUAGAUUGUAAUCAGAGAUUGACUAUGGUCCUAUAUGUCUCCAUUUUUGGCACACAAUUAGUUCAUAUCAAAACAAGUAGUAGUGUAUUUGUUAACCAGUCCAUAGUCUACACAGACAGAGUAGUACUCAGAUUUGGAAUCCGAAAGGGCAAUGUCAGAGAAUCAAUGAUUUGUUGGCAUCUGAUUUGUUGGCUGAUUUUGCUUCUGUACAAAUGAAAUUGAUUAAGAUCUUAAUUGCAACUCAUUUUGGAUAGCGGUUUUAAUGUCA
Messenger RNA from Lotus japonicus, 1020 nucleotides. Its product is annotated as two-component response regulator ARR5. Lineage: Eukaryota; Viridiplantae; Streptophyta; Magnoliopsida; Fabales; Fabaceae. The record is from RefSeq and is a predicted model, not a curated record. Gene Ontology annotation, biological process: phosphorelay signal transduction system; cytokinin-activated signaling pathway. The transcript has 5 exons. Bases 131 to 763 code for a protein of 210 amino acids.